Molecule: messenger RNA, 3563 nt
Organism: Zeugodacus cucurbitae (melon fly)
Lineage: Eukaryota; Metazoa; Arthropoda; Insecta; Diptera; Tephritidae
Product: ethanolaminephosphotransferase 1
Exons: 9
Coding region: 518-1837 (439 amino acids)
Biological process (GO): phosphatidylethanolamine biosynthetic process
Cellular component (GO): Golgi apparatus; endoplasmic reticulum membrane
Molecular function (GO): ethanolaminephosphotransferase activity
Source: RefSeq, a predicted model, not a curated record
AUUGCCCGUCAGUCUUGAGCAAAGCCGCAAGCCGUUAAUGUCGAUUUCGAGCAGUAGUCGACAGGCGUCUGCUUUCCGUGUCAGUAGUCAGAGUGCGUGUGCGUGUGUGUGCGCGUCUCGUCUGUGGUCCUUUCCUGCCUGAUAACUCGUGUUUAGUCUUUAUUUCUUUCUUUCUUUCCACGUCGCGCCGUUUAGUCUUCCUCUGGCGUGUCAUAUUCGUAAGUCUUUUGUUAUUGUAUAACCGGUCGCUUGAUUACUCAUAACUGCCAGAUAUUCGCCGGGUGAGACCGAAAAGGAGCAGGCAAUACACCGUGUCAGUGUGUUCAAGUGAAGAUGUCAAGGGGGUUUUGAAUCCUUAAAUUAACAGUAGUGUCAAGUUAAAUUUAGUAGUGUGUAUAAUAAAUAAUAAAGCAACAAAUUCAUCAAACCAAUAAAAGAGCCAAAAACAGCUCCCAAGAGACAGCUUGAAGAAGAGACAUUCGAUAAGGUUCCUGAGAUCGCCAGAAAAUCAGCAAACAUGUUUGGCAUUAAAUAUUUAACAGAGGCCCAUCUGAAGGGCUUCGAUCGUUAUAAGUACAACAGCAUCGACACCGGCUACAUCAGCGUCUAUGUUAUGCAUCCUUUCUGGAACUGGUGUGUACAGUUCCUACCGAAAUGGCUAGCACCGAAUCUCAUCACAUUCACCGGCUUCCUGUUGACCGUGGUCAAUUUCAUUUUAAUUGCAUAUUACGAUUGGGACUUUCAGGGCGCGAACCACGACGUGCACACAGUGCCGCGCUGGGUUUGGUCGGUGGCGGCUAUAAAUAUUUUACUUUACUACAAUUUAGAUGGCAUGGAUGGCAAGCAGGCACGGCGCACCGGCACCAGUGGUCCGCUGGGCGAACUCUUCGACCACGGCUUGGACUCGUACUCGGCUGUGCUGAUACCCAUUUAUAUGUUUUCGCUGUUUGGUACCAACGAUUUGCCACCGAUUCAUAUGUUCUUCGUUAUAUGGAAUGUUUUUCUGAAUUUUUAUUUGACACACGUCGAGAAGUACAACACCGGCGUGAUGUUCCUGCCGUGGGGCUACGACUGCACGAUGUGGGGCGUCAGUUUAAUGCUCUUCUUCACCACACUUGUCGGCCCGGAAAUUUGGCAUGCGCGUCCCUUCUUGAACCUAAGCAUGGCGAACUUAUUUGAGAUUGUGCUGAUUGGCUCAGCGAUGGUGAGCAGUCAUCCCAUUAUCAUCAAAAAUAUUUACUUAUCGUACAAAAAUAAAACUGGUAAAAUGCGCCCAUUCAUGGAGGCGGCACGCCCUCUCUUCCCCUUCUUGUGGCUGUUCGCAAUCACCACAUUCUGGUGCUUCUACUCGCGCAAUAGCAUCAUUGAUCUGUCGCCGCGCAUACUUUUCGUACUCUUCGGCACGUUAUUUUCCAAUAUAGCGUGUCGCUUGAUUGUGGCGCAAAUGUCCGAUGUGCGCUGUGACGGCUUCAAUCUGCUCUUCUGGCCGCUCUUGGCCACAGUAGCGGUCUCCUGCUUUCCCUGUUAUAAGCAAGUGCUGGGCACCGACAUUAGCGCCGACAUGGAGUGUUGGAUCGUGCAGGCCUUAACGAUUUUCAUCACCAUAGCACACCUGCAUUACGGAAAGGGGGUGGUCUGCGAGAUGUGCGACCACUUCAAAAUACGUUGCUUCAAAGUAAGAGACACUCCCUAUAUGCAACAAACAGUAGCAAAUAACAUACCAAAGAACUCAUCAGCGGUACUCAACUCUCAUAUAUCGACACAAUUAACCGAGUCAUUAUUGAGUAAACGUUCAAUUAACAACAAAAAUGGGCCAAUUGAAAAUAAGUUGUCAUAAUUUGUGUAAAUUAACCACAUAUCAUUAUUAUUAUAUUUAAUAGAAUAUAAUUUGUAUUAACUUUACGAAUUUACAUCGGUGUAUAUGUGUCGUAAAUCAUGCAUAUAUGCUUGUCACGAAAACAGUUUAAGAUCUCCAUUAAUUACUAAGCACAAAGAGAGGAAGAUAUUGUGUGGUUUCCUUAGGUGAAAUCUCGAGUUCCAAACACUACUGUAGAACUCUGGAUAUAUAAAGGGUGAUUUUUUAAGAGCUUGAUAACUUUUUAAAAAAAAAAAACGCAUAAAAUUUGCAAAAUCUCAUCGGUUCUUUAUUUGAAACGUUAGAUUGGUUCAUGACAUUUACUUUUUGAAGAUAAUUUCAUUUAAAUGUUGACCGCGGCUGCGUCUUAGGUGGUCCAUUCGGAAAGUCCAAUUUUGGGCAACUUUUUCGAGCAUUUCGGCCGGAAUAGCCCGAAUUUCUUCGGAAAUGUUGUCUUCCAAAGCUGGAAUAGUUGCUGGCUUAUUUCUGUAGACUUUAGACUUGACGUAGCCCCACAAAAAAUAGUCUAAAGGCGUUAAAUCGCAUGAUCUUGGUGGCCAACUUACGGGUCCAUUUCUUGAGAUGAAUUGUUCUCCGAAGUUUUCCCUCAAAAUGGCCAUAGAAUCGCGAGCUGUGUGGCAUGUAGCGCCAUCUUGUUGAAACCACAUGUCAACCAAGUUCAGUUCUUCCAUUUUUGGCAACAAAAAGUUUGUUAGCAUCGAACGAUAGCGAUCGCCAUUCACCGUAACGUUGCGUCCAACAGCAUCUUUGAAAAAAUACGGUCCAAUGAUUCCACCAGCGUACAAACCACACCAAACAGUGCAUUUUUCGGGAUGCAUGGGCAGUUCUUGAACGGCUUCUGGUUGCUCUUCACCCCAAAUGCGGCAAUUUUGCUUAUUUACGUAGCCAUUCAACCAGAAAUGAGCCUCAUCGCUGAACAAAAUUUGUCGAUAAAAAACAUUUCGAACCGAACACUGAUUUUGGUAAUAAAAUUCAAUGAUUUGCAAGCGUUGCUCGUUAGUAAGUCUAUUCAUGAUGAAAUGUCAAAGCAUACUGAGCAUCUUUCUCUUUGACACCAUGUCUGAAAUCCCACGUGAUCUGUCAAAUACUAAUGCAUGAAAAUCCUAACCUCAAAAAAAUCACCCGUUAAAAUAACUUAUGUAAAAAAGAGGUGAUAUGCCUAAGGUACUGUAGUUUCCGAUAUCCCUGUGCCUUGUAGAGUCAAGGCUUUGGUAUACAACUGUCGCGUUACUGAGACCGUUUUUUUUGGAAUUUUCGAGAUCAUUUUGUUAUUUAUUGUUAUUAUUUCAAAAAAUUUAAGCACUAAGUAUAUCUUUAUAAGAUUUCUUCAAGUUGUUCGCCAUUCCAUACACUUUCUGGGUCGUAUAGUAUUCAAAUUAAAGUUAUAUAUUUGUAUAUAUAAUAUAUAAAGUAUUUCAACUUGUAUUGUACAACAAUAAGUAGCAUAGUUGUUAAGAACGGAGUAAGUGAUUAUACAUAUUUAUGUGUGAAACAUAGUGAAUUCUAUUUUUUUGGUAAGUCUCAUAAGCAUUAACUAAUGAUAUAACGGGAAGAUAACAGUAUAAUUAAUACUUUGUGGCUGUACUAACAAUAAAAACAACAACGACUAUUAACUAGUAUAUAAGCUAGCUUAUAGCAAGGUGUAGUUAAGUUGAAACUGAAAAUAAAUGGAGUUUAAAUCUAAAGA